AUGAUUAAUGCAUAUGAAUUGGCGUUGGAUGCCCUCACUGUGAGAGUGGAGGCUUGUGAGCAAGGUAAGAGAGUGUCCGAUGAUGUGGCGGCCUUGAAGGUCGAUAUUGUUGGGUUGAGGCAUGAUGUGGAUGAGGUGAAAUCCACAGAUCUUUCAAUGUUAUUAGGCACGGUGACCCUUCUUGAGGUCCUGGACACUGAGUUUCCAGCUAUUUCUGAGGUUUCUUCAGCUACUACGACCGCAGAUGCUGCUAGGGCUGAUGAUGAUGCUGAUUCAGAAGCUCUCGAGAUUGAUAAGAAGGAGCUUGGUGUUCGACAUAUAACUUUACAUGAUAACUUAGAUGACCUCGAGGGGGCGAUGUUACAGAUAGGUGUGGAGGCAUAUCUGAGGGACACAUUUAUGGUGGUUUCCUGUUGA
Messenger RNA from Solanum stenotomum, 417 nucleotides. RefSeq lists its product as uncharacterized. The transcript has a single exon. NCBI's taxonomy places the organism in Eukaryota, Viridiplantae, Streptophyta, Magnoliopsida, Solanales, Solanaceae. The coding region runs from base 1 to 417 and encodes 138 amino acids. The record is from RefSeq and is a predicted model, not a curated record.